This is a messenger RNA of Pogonomyrmex barbatus (red harvester ant), 1294 nucleotides long. Its product is annotated as protein YIPF1. Gene Ontology annotation, biological process: vesicle-mediated transport. Gene Ontology annotation, cellular component: membrane; Golgi apparatus. The record is from RefSeq and is a predicted model, not a curated record. Gene Ontology annotation, molecular function: small GTPase binding. Lineage: Eukaryota; Metazoa; Arthropoda; Insecta; Hymenoptera; Formicidae.
UAGGUUCAUGCUAGCAAUUGUAUAUACGUUACGUAUACAUAUCCUUGCAAUGUGUACAUGGCACUUGUCAAAUCGGAGGUGAAGAGGAACGUCACACCGAAACCAUGGAGGGUGGUCAAUCAAAAGACACGGAUACGCAGUUUAUAUCCUUCCACGAUUUCCCAUCGAUGAGUCAUGCCGGCAACACCGAGGGACAGCUGGGUUCCGGAACUUCCACCCAGCCGCCCUUUAAUAACCUCCCAAAUGACUCUAUGGAUAUCGGCAUGAUAGAAGAUCUGCAGGGAAUGCCUGACAGAACCGAAGGUACUCCUCGUAGCUUCUGGACAAUCGAAUAUUAUCAAAAAUUUUUCAACGUCAACACGAAUGAUGUCUUGGAGAGACUCAAACGAUCCAUGAUACCACAUGGUAGCGACAAUUAUCUUAUAACACACAUAAGGCCGAAUCCAGACUUAUAUGGACCCUUCUGGAUAUGUGUCACUUUGAUAUUCUGCAUUGCGAUCAGUGGAAACAUGGCAGACUAUUUGCAGACCAUUAAUUCUGACAAGUAUCACUGGAAAUACAACUUCCACGUCGUGUCAUAUGCGGCUACUUGUAUAUUUUUAUAUGCAUGGUUUCUACCAUUAGUACUGUGGGGUGCAUUAAAAUGGACUAGUAGUUCAAGAAAUACCGAAGAAGAAUUGAUUGAGUCUUAUGCUGUCCCAGGGCUCUUAGAACUUUUAUGUCUGUAUGGAUAUUCCUUAAGCAUUUAUAUUCCAAUUACUUUUCUGUGGACAAUUCAAAUUAACUGGUUGCAAUGGAGUCUAGCCAUAUUAGCGACGUUUUUAUCUGGAGGAGUUUUACUGAGAUCAUUGUUUCCUGUAAUCACAGGGAGACAUAGGAUUAUAUACGUUGUUGUAAUUCUGGGUAUGCAUCUGCUAUUGGCAGCAGGAUUUAUAUUAUAUUUUUUUCACGCGUCAUCCAAGUUUACCGUAACAACCAAGAGUGAAUUGAUGGCUUCCUCUACACAGGCCAAUGUAUUGCAUAAACUAGCACAAAACAGUUCUAUUAUAGAGCCAACGUCGGCAUCUUGAAAUCUCCAGCUAUGGACCUGGUAAUUUAUCUCCAAGACUAUCGAAUUGUCUAUUCAUUAUGUGUAUAUCGAAUUUUACUUGAAGGAAUAUUGUCCCUGAUUUAUAUAUCAAUCAAAAUAUAUACCGCACAUGGCGCUAAUAAAUUUUCAUGUAGAAAAAUUGGUAUUUAUACUACAAUUGUAAACUCUAUAAUAAGGUAAGAAUAAAAUGUAUCCUGAUCUUUA